AUGGAAUGUGAAAAAAUUUCGGAAUUCAGAGAUGAGACCCUCAAUGGAGUCCAAGAAAUAGAACGUUCACAUGAUAAUUUAGAUAUUAGAGAACGUUCACGUGAUAAUUUAGAUAUUAGAGAACGUUCACGUGAUAAUUUAGAUAUUAGAGAACGUUCACGUGAUAAUUUAGAUAUUAGAGAACGUUCACGUGAUAAUUUAGAUAUUAGAGAACGUUCACGUGAUAAUUUAGAUAUUAGAGAACGUUCACGUGAUAAUUUAGAUAUUAGAGAACGUUCACGUGAUAAUUUAGAUAUUAGAGAACGUUCAUGUGAUAAUUUAGAUAUUAGAGAACGUUCACGUGAUAAUUUAGAUAUUAGAGAACGUUCAUGUGAUAAUUUAGAUAUUAGAGAACGUUCAUGUGAUAAUUUAGAUAUUAGAGAACGUUCACGUGAUAAUUUAGAUAUUAGAGAACGUUCACGUGAUAAUUUAGAUAUUAGAGAACGUUCACGUGAUAAUUUAGAUAUUAGAGAACGUUCACGUGAUAAUUUAGAUAUUAGAGAACGUUCACGUGAUAAUUUAGAUAUUAGAGAACGUUCACGUGAUAAUUUUCGACCAAAGGAGUGUGUUGUGUAA
Messenger RNA from Procambarus clarkii (red swamp crayfish), 615 nucleotides. RefSeq lists its product as uncharacterized. NCBI's taxonomy places the organism in Eukaryota, Metazoa, Arthropoda, Malacostraca, Decapoda, Cambaridae. The record is from RefSeq and is a predicted model, not a curated record.